AUGUCUAACAAUCCCACGGACGGAUCUUCCGAGGACUUCUUCGACCAAAUCCUAGGGUUUCCGGCAUAUGCCGCGGCCGAUGCCAAUUUGGCGGGAAACGGCGCUGGAGGCUUGGCGGGAACGGCUGCCGCGGCUCCGAUGAUGCUCCAGCUAAGCUCCGGAGACGGCUCGGCUCACCUCGGCGGUGUUAGAAUCGGCAUGGGGCUGGGCGGGGUCGGGGGACCUUUUCACGGAACUGGCGCUGCGCCGUUUCCGCUGGGGCUGAGUUUGGAGCAGGGGAGAGGAGAGUUUAUGAAGAUGGACGAGUCCUCAGCGAGCAUGAAGAUGGAUAUCCGAGCUUCUUCUUCUAUGAAACCUGGUUUCCAUGGCCAACUGAUGCCAAGCUCGGUUCCUGCUAUGCCUCAUCCACCUGCAAUUCGACCAAGAGUGCGGGCAAGAAGAGGACAGGCAACUGAUCCACAUAGUAUUGCCGAGAGGUUACGCAGGGAAAGAAUAGCAGAAAGAAUUAGAGCGUUGCAAGAUUUGGUUCCCAGUGUUAAUAAGACUGAUAGAGCAGUCAUGCUUGAUGAAAUCGUGGAUUAUGUGAAGUUCCUUAGACUUCAAGUCAAGGUGUUGAGCAUGAGCAGAUUGGGGGGAGCUGGUGCCGUUGCACCACUUGUAACUGACAUACCAAUAUCAUUGGUUGAGGAAGAGGGGGGCAGUGAAGCAGGAAGAACUCAACCAGCCUGGGAGAAAUGGUCAAAUGAUGGCACAGAACGACAGGUAGCUAAACUGAUGGAAGAAAACGUUGGAGCAGCAAUGCAAUUUCUUCAAUCCAAGGCACUGUGCAUCAUGCCAAUCUCUCUUGCGUCAGCAAUCUACCAUUCUCAGGCCCCCGACACUACACCACUGGUGAAGCCUGAAACAAAUCCCCCCUCGUGAAUCCUUACAAACAAAAGAUGCCCAGGAUGUCCUAUCACAAAUUGCUCCAACCCAACAGGUCUGCUACCCUGUGCCCUUAAUGAACGUUUCAAAAUGGAAAUCAAAGUCAGAUAUGCCAGGGCCCCAACCUUUGCCUUUAUCUUUCGACUUUAUUCAAGACAUGGUUCGAUGUCGUAUUUUAAAAAUAACCAAAUAUUUUGCUAUUUUGCUUGCUAUAGAUUUAAGUGGAGGAAAUAUUGUCAAAAGUACUCUUGAUAUGCUGCACGAUUUUUUUACAAAUUUUUAUAGUCCGUGGUGGGACUGGGGCUGUAGUGGUGGAUGAUAGAAAGCGCUUUUGUAGUGGGGACUCUGGUUGUGUUAGUGGAUGUUGGGGCCCGAUAAAAGGGAUGGAUGCCUACAUACAUAUAUAUUUUGCAAAAGUUGUAAUGUAUUUCAUAGUGUAAGAACGAAUAGAAAAAGUUGGAUUUUUUAGUCCAACAGGCAUCAA
Ipomoea nil (Japanese morning glory) is the source of this 1408-nucleotide messenger RNA. RefSeq names its product transcription factor UNE12. The coding region runs from base 1 to 921 and encodes 306 amino acids. NCBI's taxonomy places the organism in Eukaryota, Viridiplantae, Streptophyta, Magnoliopsida, Solanales, Convolvulaceae. The record is from RefSeq and is a predicted model, not a curated record. Gene Ontology annotation, molecular function: protein dimerization activity; DNA-binding transcription factor activity, RNA polymerase II-specific; RNA polymerase II cis-regulatory region sequence-specific DNA binding. Gene Ontology annotation, cellular component: nucleus. Gene Ontology annotation, biological process: regulation of transcription by RNA polymerase II. The transcript is spliced from 6 exons.